Molecule: messenger RNA, 1827 nt
Organism: Hibiscus syriacus
Lineage: Eukaryota; Viridiplantae; Streptophyta; Magnoliopsida; Malvales; Malvaceae
Product: protein terminal ear1 homolog
Exons: 5
Coding region: 1-1827 (608 amino acids)
Molecular function (GO): RNA binding
Source: RefSeq, a predicted model, not a curated record
AUGGAUGAAAGCGGUCCGCUCCGAUUCCCUAGAAACCUAGACCCGUCGGCACAAGAGUUUUGGCCGGCCAGCAACGUUGUUUUCCGACCCCAAUUUCCAAUCUUUACUCCUCUCCAAAUUUACUACCCAUACGCUGCUGCAUCUCCGACGGUUCCUCUUUGCAACAUCGGCGUAACGCCUUUCCAUGCUAUGAUUCCAGUACAUGUACCUGCACCUGCACCUGCACCAGCGCCUUACGUUGCACCCCAGCCUUCACUUCCUCCUCCGACGGCGGCGGCGACGAGGGCUUUGGUGUUGACGUCGGUUCCAUGCGAUGUGAGCGAGACGGAGGUGCGGAAAGAAUUGGAAGUGUUCGGGGAAGUACGCGGGGUUCAGAUGGAAAGGGUCCGAGAAGGGACCGUGACCGUCCAUUUCUACGACCUGAGACAUGCUGAGAAAGCGUUGAAGGAGAUAGUAGACCAGCACAUGCAACGGCAAACCAGUGUCCUGGACCAGUACGUUGCAUCUGCUGCCGGGUGCGACCCCAACGCUCGUGUACUCAUAGCGGGGAGACCUGUUUCGGCGCACUUCAUUAUUCCGGCGAGUAACGCUGUUCCCGACGGGAUUAAUCAAGGAACUAUCGUAGUUUUCAAUUUGGAUCCCUCCGUUCCAGUUUCGAAACUCAAAUAUAUUUUCCAAGCUUAUGGCCCAGUGAAGGAACUAAGAGAAACGCCAUUGAAAAAACACCAAAAGUUUGUGGAGUUUUAUGAUGUAAGGGAUGCGGCUAAGGCAUUAAGAGAAAUGAAUGGAAAAGAAAUUAACGGUAAACAAGUUGUAAUCCAAUUCAGUCGGCCCGGUGGAUAUAGUAGGAAGUUCUUUAAUGGUGAUAUUAAAGCUUUCACAGAUAAAUACAGUCACCAUACAAGAAAUUCGAAGUACCCAUCUCCUCCUCCUCCUGCGCCACCGCCGCCACCAUCUUUAUUGGCUCGUAGUUUUUUUCCAAACAAUGUUAUACCCCAUUCCUUUGUUUAUCGAAGCCAAUCGCCUACUACGAAAGUGACGAAUUCUAGUGAACGAAACCCUAAUGGAAUGGCUGAAGGGGUUGAAGACAAGGUUGGUAGCGGUGGGGGAGGUCCGAAGAAGACUGUAAAGAAGAACCGAAAUUACCCGUUGACGUCGAGUAGUAGCAAUGGAAGUAAGCAACAGCUGCAGCAGCCGUGUCGGGGCAAGCCAUGGAAAGGUAGACAAGCGAAAAAGUUCGAUCCUCGUUUCCUUAUAAGUGAAGACGCCGUGGUAGAAUCUAUUUGCAAAGAUUCCAGGACCACUGUCAUGAUCAAGAACAUACCCAACAAGUAUAGUCAGAAAUUGUUGUUGAACAUGUUGGACAAUCACUGCAUUCACUGCAACGAGCAAAUCGCCACUGACAGCGGCAAUCAGCCCUUGUCUUCCUACGAUUUUGUCUACCUCCCUGUUGAUUUCAUCAACAAGUGUAAUGUAGGGUAUGGAUUCGUGAACAUGACAUCUCCACAAGCAACAUGGAGGCUUUACAAGGCUUUUCAUCAUCAACAUUGGGAAGUUUUCAACUCCAGAAAGACCUGUGAAGUUACUUAUGCCAGAGUUCAGGGAUUAGAGGCGUUGAAAGAACAUUUCAGAAACUCAAGGUUCCCAUGCGAAAUGGAUAACUACCUUCCGGUAGUAUUUUCGCCGCCUCGAGAUGGAAAACAACUGACUGAACCACUUGCUAUAGUUGGUCAAAAGCAGCUGCAAUCCCUCGUCAGUGGUCCCUUGUCGGCCCAAGCCAACGGCGAAGGUGAUGAUGAUGGCUAUCAUAGCGUGAUGGAGGUCUAA